GUUCAUUUACUUCAUUAACCCAAUCUCUUCCGAGCUGGCUGUACGUUCGGGAGUAGUUUAAUAGAAUUUAUUGUGGAAAAACAAGCGUGUGUAUUUAAAUUUGAGUAUUGGUUGAGAUUUAAAGAUUAGUAGUGUAAUAUAAAUAUAAAGACAGGGGAGACAGCUGAAUUUUUGGAUAGGACACCUUUUAUAUGGUGGUGCAACUCCCACGAACCACAACGGAAGGGCAGCGGAGCCAAGGGGGUGCUUCUCGCUCCUUGGGAGGAAGGGACGAUAGUCGUUCCUCAUCCAACAGCAGAAGGCGAUGGAUUCCUCCUUCUAGUUUGAGACGAGAUGCACUUACCCAAGACAAUCAAAAUGAGGUCAUUUUCCGAAAGAUCCGGGGUCUUCUUAACAAGCUCACCCCUGAAACCUUUGACAAGUUAAGCAAUGAACUUCUCAAUGUUGGACUGAAUGCCCGUGCUGUACUUGAAGAACUUAUUCUCUUGAUCUUCCAAAAGGCUCUUGAUGAACCAAAAUACUGUUCUAUGUACGCACAGCUGUGCAAACGGCUGUCAUCUGACUUGCUGGCAGUCUGA
This is a messenger RNA of Hyalella azteca, 578 nucleotides long. Its product is annotated as eukaryotic translation initiation factor 4 gamma 2-like. Gene Ontology annotation, cellular component: eukaryotic translation initiation factor 4F complex. The coding region runs from base 192 to 578 and encodes 128 amino acids. The transcript has 5 exons. Gene Ontology annotation, molecular function: mRNA binding; translation initiation factor activity; protein binding. The record is from RefSeq and is a predicted model, not a curated record. NCBI's taxonomy places the organism in Eukaryota, Metazoa, Arthropoda, Malacostraca, Amphipoda, Hyalellidae.